AUGGCUAGCCAUAUCAUCGGGAAUCGCAACAGCACUCCGGAAGCCGCUCCGAAUUCCACUCUGCGUCCUCCAUCGUCCGCUCGAACCCUCGGAUCACACCAGCUGCGAGCUUCGGCUGACAUGUCGGGUUUCCCCUCGCCGCUGUCAUCACGCAGCAUGCGUCCAUCUUCGGAGGUUUUUUUCAACCAACAGUCGCAGGGUCAGAACACUUCAGACGAUGCGUUGGAUCGGGCUGCUCAGCAGUGGCUGGCGGAUAUUGACCAGAAUGAGACUACAUUGGAAGAGAUGGCAGCUGCCACCCUCGACCAGGACUUUAAGGAUGAACUCUCGGCCAUCGAGCAGUGGUUCCGGGUUCUGAGUGAGUCGGAGCGCACGGCAGCCUUGUAUGCGUUGUUGCAACAGACAACUCAGGUGCAAAUCCGGUUCUUCAUCCAGGUUCUGCAGCAGAUGUCCCAGUCUCAUCCUAUAUCUGGCAUCCUUUCACCAGCCAACUUUGGUGAGAAAGAUGCCAUGUCUAGUCGCUUGAACGAUGCCAUGUCCAAACUUAACAUGGACAACACACGGAACUCUAUCGGCCGGCCUCCACCAUCGCCUGGUGCCAAACGGAACUCGGCUCUCGAUCCCUCCACUAUUAAUGCCAUGUUCCCUGAUGCGGCUGCGGCCAUUGCGAAGAAGAAGGCGGAGUUCACUCAGCAAACAGGAAACGCCCCUCCUUCGAACCGUAAUAGCUUGGUUUUUGGUGACCGUACCUCGUUUGUUGCUCCCACCAUCUCAGCCCCGGACAAUGAUACCUUGAGCCAGCCUCCGGCAUCUCCAUGGGCUUCACGUGGGGGACUAUCCGACACUCAGCCGCCGAUUGCCCGUCCCAAGUCUUCUUCUGGACAUCAACCCAUGGGCCAAUUUAGCCAGCCAUCCGCCUCCGGUCUUCGUUCUCCUCUCCCCCAGACCGCCACGAUUCCCGCUCCGGAUAUUGAGCCACCUUUGCUUUCGCCGUACAAUGUUGGAAAUCACAGCUGGGCCUCGAUGACCAACACUCCCAUGACCGCAACCUUCGGCCAACAGCAACAAAACCAGAACUCCCAUGCGGAUAUGGUAGCCAAUGCGACCGCCAUGAAGCUAGCUGCUCUGUCAACCGUGAACAACCGUAUUGCUUUGGACGAUGCCCGCAAGUACCGUCGCGCCCGGUCCAAUGAUGGUCAGGGACGAAACUCUAAUAUCAAUGCGGGUAUUCCUCAAGGCUUGGCAAGCCCUGGUCUCCCAGGUUCCAACCAUCUGGCCGGUCAGCUUCUGAAUGCUCAACAGCUGGCUGCUCUCCAGGCUCAACAGCAAGCUGCUAUGGCUGGUCAUCGCUCUCGGCCUACAUCUCCUGGUAUCGCCAUGCAGGGCGCCAAUGGCCUUGGUGGUAUGAGUUUCACCUCACCCCAGAACAACGGCUUCCUCGCAGCCUAUGAUCCCAACAACCCUCUCAUGGGCAAUGGGCUCAGCUCUCUUGGAAUUGGCCAGUUUGGCCUGGGUGGUGAAGGUUAUUUGUCUGACCAUUCCGAAGUUACUCGUGGACGUUCGCCCCGUGGUCGUCGUGGCAGCUCGAAGCCGCCAGAGGACCCUACCGACCCUGCUCUUCUGAAGGAUAUCCCCAGCUGGCUGCGAUCCCUUCGCCUACAUAAAUACACCGAUAAUUUGAAGGAUCUUAAGUGGACGGAUCUGGUUGAGCUUGAUGACCAGGCAUUGGAGGACCGUGGUGUCAACGCACUGGGUGCCCGGAACAAGAUGCUCAAGGUCUUUGAGCAAGUCAAGGAAGCUCGUGGUGAUGGCAAGCUUGAAGGCCUCGAAUGA
This is a messenger RNA of Penicillium angulare, 1833 nucleotides long. RefSeq names its product RNA-binding protein VTS1. The transcript is spliced from 3 exons. Bases 1 to 1833 code for a protein of 610 amino acids. The record is from RefSeq and is a predicted model, not a curated record. Gene Ontology annotation, cellular component: P-body. Gene Ontology annotation, molecular function: protein binding; translation repressor activity; mRNA binding. Lineage: Eukaryota; Fungi; Ascomycota; Eurotiomycetes; Eurotiales; Aspergillaceae. Gene Ontology annotation, biological process: nuclear-transcribed mRNA poly(A) tail shortening; regulation of mRNA stability.